Molecule: messenger RNA, 1551 nt
Organism: Neoarthrinium moseri
Lineage: Eukaryota; Fungi; Ascomycota; Sordariomycetes; Amphisphaeriales; Apiosporaceae
Exons: 3
Coding region: 1-1551 (516 amino acids)
Biological process (GO): amino acid transmembrane export from vacuole
Source: RefSeq, a predicted model, not a curated record
AUGGCUUCAGGCUUAGUCUCGCGAUGGAAACGAGACUCGUCUCUCUACACUUUCAUAUACACCAAUUUCGUGGUUGGCCUUGCCUUUUCGAUUUUCAGCACCUACGUACUGUACCAACUCCAAAUUACCGGUUAUUUCAUUGGAACAGAUGUUGACGGACUGCCAUGCAUGACCUAUUGCAUCGUGCCGUUCGGCAGCCAGCAGCUAGACCUGAAUACCGUACUUCUGUACAUGAAUGCAAUGACCUUUGGCAUCGGUGGAGCCGUCACCAUCUUGAUCAUUGCCUAUGCCGAUUUUUGGAAUCAGAAGACUCUUCUUGUGUCCGGUGCUAUUGUCUUGUACGGCGUAUUGGCAAUACCUAGUUACUGGCUGACAGACCCCACAAUCACAAAUUUUAACGCUCUGUUCGCUCUUUACGUUGUCUUUGGCGUGGUCACAUCGAUACUUAUCGCCCUGCUCAAUAUUUACAUUCCGCAUUGCAUGCGUGCUGCGGGCCAUGAUCUAGCUGCCAACCAAUUGGACGAACCGUCGAAACCGAGUCACGCAUAUGAGUCUCCAAAGGAAGGAAAGGCUCGAAAGUACGGAUUCGCCAUGACGAUAUUCGGCAUGCUAGCAAAUAACAUAUCUGCCGCCUUGAUCUUGGCGAUCGUAGCCAUCCUGUCUGGCACUCUUGUGGGCGCGUCUCAGCAGUCUGCCGGUCUUCUGGUAACAACAGUGGUGGGGUUUGUCACUGUGGUUGCUGCCGUUGGGUCGUUUCUCGGCUUGCCUGCACUCUCAGCAAAGCCUUGGCCCACAAAUAGCCCCUGGACAACAGCAAUAGUUGGCAUUCUCACUCCUUUCAAGCAGCUUUUACGUCGAAAGAAUAUGCUCUUCCUGUUGCUGGCUUAUACAAUCUAUUCCGAUACCAAUUUCGCACUCUCGUCGAUUAUCAGUCAACUUUAUUUCGCGGAGGUCCACCCUGACACCCUCGAGUUCUCUCUGUACAUCUUGGCUAGCAACCUUUUCACUGUUAUCUGCACGUUGGCUUUCUAUCUGGUCCACCGCAAACUCCAAUUUAAACUCGAAAAGGGCCUGAUUUUGGGCUACGGGUUGAUCCUUAUUGUGCCUAUUUGGGGCUGCGUCGGUAUUGCAGAUCAAGACAAGUUCGGCGACAAGCACCGGUGGGAGUUUUACGUCCAAGCCUUAAUCACAAGCGCUUCGGGUUCUUUGGUAAACCCGACAUUUCGUCUGUUAUAUUCUGAGUUGAUUCCAGCUGGCGAAGAGGUCAUGUGGUUUGGCUUGCAAAUCGUUCUGAACUGCGCAACCACUUGGGUGACAUAUGUCGCAACUGGUCCACUGCAAAAUGCUACACAUAAUCUGCGAUUCCCGCUAAUCUUAUGUGUGGUCUUCCUCGCGGUACCGCCAGCGAUGGAAAUUUUGCGUCGUACUCUAGGGAUCUCAAAACGUGACGAUCUCCAAUGGCAAGACAGAAACUCCCAUGAUCAAGAUAAUGCGAACUCACUGGGCGACACCAAGUUUACAAGGGCGAGCACCACUGUUGAGGGCCAAUAG